This is a messenger RNA of Monodelphis domestica (gray short-tailed opossum), 2527 nucleotides long. The record is from RefSeq and is a predicted model, not a curated record. NCBI's taxonomy places the organism in Eukaryota, Metazoa, Chordata, Mammalia, Didelphimorphia, Didelphidae.
AACACUGGUAGCCAGAGCAGUAGCCAUAACUGGCGCCAUAGCUUCCAGUGUCGCUUUGGUCUCACCGUUGCUGCUCCAUUUCCAGGCACCAACCGAGUUCCACUAUCAAGGAGGCCGUCUGGCCUCAAAGUUAUGAUUAGCUGAAUGAGUAAGACAAAAGGACACAAGGGUUCCUAUCUUUUUUUAUCAGUGGCUCAGAGAUUGAGUAAACUGUACUUGGAAAAGCUGCUGCCACUGGAAGAGAUGUAUCAGUUUGGUAGGUUCCACUCGCCUCCACUCACGGACGCAGACUUCGAUAACCGGCCCAUGGUGCUUCUGAUGGGCCAGUACAGCACAGGGAAGACAACCUUCAUCAGUCACCUCAUCGAGCAGACAUUCCCGUGCAUGCGCAUUGGACCCGAGCCCACUACUGAUGCCUUCAUUGUCCUCAUGCAUGGUGAAGUGGAGAACGUGAUGCCAGGAAACGUGGCUGUGGUAGACCGACGCUUCCCCUUCCGCAAUCUCACCAGAUUUGGCAAUGCCUUUCUCAAUCGCUUCAAUUUGGUCCAGAUACCCAAUGAGUUUCUGGACAGUAUCAGCAUCAUUGACACCCCUGGAAUUCUUGCUGGUGAGAAACAACGGCUCAGUAGAGGUUAUGACUUCUCAGCAGUGCUCGAGUGGUUUGCCCAGCGGGUAGAUCUUAUCAUCCUGCUUUUUGAUGCUCAUAAAUUGGACAUAUCCGAUGAACUGUCCCAGGCAAUCAAAUCUAUCAAGAACAAUGAAGAUAAAAUGCGAGUAGUGCUAAACAAAUCUGACCAGGUGGGAACUCAGCAACUGAUGCGGGUCUAUGGGGCCCUCAUGUGGUCCUUGGGCAAGAUCAUUAAUACCCCCGAGGUGAUGAGGGUGUAUAUAGGUUCCUUCUGGUCAGAGCCCUAUGUGAAUGAUGAAAACAGCAAGCUUUUUGAAGCAGAGGCUUUGGAUCUCUAUAAGGACAUUCAGCAGCUGCCCCAUUAUAGUACUGUUAGGAAAAUGAAUGACCUGAUCAAACGAGCCAGGUUGGCCAGGGUCCAUGGCUACAUCAUCGCCACCCUCAAGAAAGAGUUGCCCUUAUUUGGGAAGGAGAACAAAAAAAGGGAAUUGAUCACCAACCUACAAGAGAUCUUCCUUAAAGUUCAACGAGAUUAUCAUAUUUCUUCUGGAGACUUCCCAAAUGUCCAGAAAAUGCAAGAAAUACUAGUUUCCCAAGACUUCACCAAGUUCCAGAAUCUGAAACCCAAGCUCUUUGAUACAUUGGAAGACAUGCUGUCAAAAGAUAUAACUCGUUUGAUGUAUUUGAUGAGAGAAGAAGAGGCUGCUACAGUAGCUGCGAUUGCUGCCACAGAAGCAGCUGCUAGUAUUGUUCAGAGAUCAUGAAUGGGUCCUUUACCGAUGACCACGAUCACCAUCUUACAUCUUAUACCAAGAUAAACUCCAAAUGGAUACAUGAUCUAGAAUAUAAAAGUUCACAUGAUUAAAAAAAUAAAAGAAAUAUGGAACAGUUAUAUGGAUACAAGAACAAUUCAUAACCAAACAAAGGAGAGGAAUCCAAAAGAUAAAAGAAUAAUUUUUGUUAUAUAAUUUUUUUUAAAAAAGGCGUUUUUUCCCACAAAUAAACCCAAUAAAUCUAAGAUUGAAAUGAAAACAAUUAAAAGGGAGUGAGGGAAAUUUCUGCAGCAUGUAUCUUUCAUAAAAACAUGUAAGAAACUGAUUCAUAUGGAUAAAUUGUUUUAAGUAUAUUAAUAAGAAGUUUUCAAGAGAAGAAAUCUCGACUGGCUAUAUGAAAAAUAUGUUCCAAAUUACUAGUAAUUAGAGAAAUUAAAAGUGAAACAAGUCUGAGUUUCUACAUCCAUCAGAUUGGCAAAGAUGACAAAAAAAGUGAAACUGACAUAUUGAUGGACCUAAGAAUGAGUACAAGAAUUCUGGAAAGCAAUUUGGGAUUAUACACACAAAAAAUAAACACCUUUGAUUCAGCUAUAUUAUACCACUGUUAGGUCUAUACCCAAAAGAAAUUAAAGAAAGAAAAAGCUUUCUAUUUGAAAAGCAAAACAACAAUAACAAAAAUACGGCAUCUCUUUCUAUAGAAAAAGGGAAAAAAAAGAACUGGAAAAUAAAGGGGUUUCCAGCAAAUGGGAAGUGGCCAAACUACUUUCUAGAAGAAAAAAAAUUAUAACAUCAAUAUUAUAAAAUAAACAGUUUUGAAUAUUUUUUUAAUAAAUUGAAGAAUGAAAUGAAUAGAACUAGGUGAUUGGAAUUGUAAAGACAAACAACUGAAAGCUGUAAGAACUCUCAUUAAUGACAGACUGAUUCCACAGUACUGAUAAUAAAGCAUACUAUCUAUUUCCUAAGAGGUAACGGAUUCCAAAUUAUUCUUUUUGCUUGGCUAUGUUUAUUUUUUACAAAGGAUUUGCUUUUAUUUGUUUAUUUCUAGUGGGGAAAUGGUAGAAAGGAGAGAAUAUUGAUUUUUGUUAAAAUAAUUAAAAAUAAAAUAUUGAAAUGGUUGUUGACUAAA